UGUUAGGCAAUGCAAGUUGAUCUAUUGUUUUGGUGGUGAUCAGGUCAUUUCUUACAUUUGUGUGCUCUGUUUUGGAGUUAUUUUCUUAUUCAGGGAAAUUGGAGUUAAUUGUUGAAGUGUCACCAUUUUUGAGUUAUGGCAGCAACCCCGUUUGAAAAUGGACUGCAUGGUCGACAUGCAAGGCGCCUUGAGCCACGCCAGCCAGUUCGUCAGCCUAACCCUGGUACACGGCACCCAGUGCAUGGACCCCAAGGAGUAGGGCCUUAUCUGACCGAACAUCCGCCCCAUGUGCACCAGCCUCGACCCUACUUCUACGUGCAGCCUGUGCAGCCCCCUCCUCCUCCUGUCUACCACUACCAGUGGCCCAUGCCCUACAACCCAUACUCUGGCUUUCCAGGGAUGGGUUACGGUAUGCCGGGUAUGGUUAUGCCACCAUUCCCUCCCCAACCAUACAUGGAGGCCCCAGGUUAUAUUCUUCCCCAUGCCCAGCUGCACCCUGCUGAGUACAGACAAUACCAGUUUCGUCCUGCUGCCAUGGUCUACCAGAACCACCACAAUAGGUUGAGAACAUUUUACCAGAACACCACACCCAGAGAGACUGUCAACUCCGAAGUACAGACUGAACCACCACCUGAAGCGGAGAAAGACUAUGCUCCCUCAGCUGCCCCUCUGGCUGGGUCAGAUUCUGGAAGAGGCACCAACUCUACCCACUCCACCACCCCAUCCUCGCCAAGCUCCAAUGCAGAGAAACAGAGCUGCCCGGAAGUAGAACCUAAUUCCCCCACAGACCCAUCUGCAGGAACCAAGACCAUCCACUCACGUAGGACCUCUAUAGAGGCACUGGGGAAGCCUGUCCAUGGUGGGGGUCACCUAGUGCAUCAUGAUGUGUGGUCAGUUAGCUCUGCUGAUGGCAUGGUCCCCAUGUGUAGCUCCUCUGACCAGGUGGAUGAGGUUAUCAUGGCUGAGAGGUGUGUGUCCUCCUCCUUCCCAAAUGUGUUGAUCGGCGGCGGUUCGCCUUCCAAAAUGGAGAGGGCACCCAAAUGUGGUCAGAUUCUUACCCAAGAAAUUACACAUGAGAAUACCACAGAGGGCUCCAACGUGGUCAUGACAGGAAGCUGUGAAGGUGUUACGAACUUAGACAAUUGCCACUACAAAAUACUGAAGCUACCUUUUAUCUUUCAUGACUUGAUGACGGAGUCAAAGGUGAAUGAGUCUGUGUGGUCAGUGGAGUCAAUGGCACCAUACGUCCCUUCUACAGAGUGGCUGAUACAAAAUGGACUGAUGGCACCAGAAGAUGUGGCACAGGAGUCGUCUGAGAAAGUUUCAGCUGAUCAAAGCCAGAUGUCCUUUCAUUAUAGGCAGGUACCGAAAAAGUUGAAUGAGUCAGUAUGGUCAGUGCAGUCAUUGGCCCCAUAUGUCCCCUCCAAGGAAUUGCUGAUAGAGAACGUCCUUAUGAAUCCUGAGGUGGUGACUGAGAGGGAAUCUGAUCCUGCUAAGGUCAAUCAAGGCCUCCGAGCCAGUCAGGUCAUUGAUAUAACAGAGAGGAGGAGAAGUCGGCGGUUUUCGCUGACUUUAGAAAAUGUGAAAGAGGCUGAGAAAAUGUCUGACGAGAAUGCUACUCCAUACCAGGAGUCAUUCCAUUAUAGGCAAAUACAGAGAAAUGAUAAGGAGUUUGUUUGGUCAGUGGAGCCUGUGGAAAAAGCCAGUGUGGAUGGUUUGCCUAUUAUGUUCUCAAGCAAAAGUACAAUGAUCCCAAGUCUUGAAGGAUCAUUGAAUAGCACUCAAGGGUCACUGAAACCUAAGGCUCAAUGUAGCCCAAAUCUGAAGCCUCUGGAAGUUACAGAGCACAGGGCUCAGAGCCCCCUCUGCUCUCCAGAUGACCCUGAAACAUAUGCCUCCAAAUGUAUGGCAGGAGACCAAGAGCCUGGUUACAGUUGUCCAGGUCCCUGCAACCAGGAAAUGGAGAUUGAAGAGAAGGAGCCUGCCAAACAGACUGGGCCUGUUGUACCCGGUCGACAGGGCUGCAAGCAGAUGAUCGCAGAUGUUAGGAUGCUAACGGCUCCUUCCUCAAACAGACCGUUCAAGGUGUGUGGUCUGAAGUGUUCAAAGCUACAGGAGAGGAACUGCUCCUGUCAUGAGCCGAAGCUAAACGUUGCGAGUUUCAGGAAGAGCCCCACAGGCAGACUGAAGGAGGGAAAUGUGGCCCCUGAUCUCCCCAAGCUUCAGGAGCAGCAGUGUGGCAUUCUACAGAAUCAGAAACGACAGAUGGAUUCCAGGAAAGCAAACAAGGCCAGGCCUGGUCAUGAAUUUUGUGAAACUGGGUAUGGCCCGAACAAUAAUAAAAAGAAACGGAGACCAUGGCAAAAUGGACCACAGGACAGAACACAGGCACAGACUAACCCAUCAAACUCCCUUGGACAGUGGAACACCCAGAGGAAUGGCUACCAAGAAUGCUGUAAUGGGUAUUAUGGCAGAUCUGGUAAAACAAGAGGAGCAAAUGGGAAAAAAACACAAGGUACUGACUGAAUUGACUGAGGACAAAUGAAAGAUAUUUUAACUCUAUUUAUAGGACUACCUACAGCAAAAUUAAACUUUUUUUAAAAAUAA
Molecule: messenger RNA, 2607 nt
Organism: Oncorhynchus tshawytscha (Chinook salmon)
Lineage: Eukaryota; Metazoa; Chordata; Actinopteri; Salmoniformes; Salmonidae
Exons: 6
Coding region: 136-2526 (796 amino acids)
Source: RefSeq, a predicted model, not a curated record